AUGAAGCCGGAAACUAAGAGAACCGCCAUAGCCAGGCGGCGGAACAACAACGACGAUUAUUCGCCGUUCAAUCUAGGCACUCUGAAGCAUGCGAUCGACGCCAUAGAUGCUGCCGAGGAGAAGGAGAAGAAGACACUCAAUCUGGCGUCCUUGUCUUCGGCGUUAUCCGUUGCGAGUCGGAAGAUGAAGCAAACCGAGAAAUCUGAGCGAAAGCGAGCAAGAGAUACGAGGAAGAGGAAUCAGAAGAGGCCGAUGAUCGCAACGAAGCCAGAGACGAAAGCAGAACUGCGACGAUGGUUUUCCAACUUCGACGAAUCGUUCAAACAAUCACUGACGAAUAAGAAGAUGGAUCAAGCAGCGCCUAAAACCUUAGUUUGUGAAUUUGACACAGAUUACAUCGCGCGUUUUUCGAAGCUACCUUUUUAUUGA
Molecule: messenger RNA, 429 nt
Organism: Thlaspi arvense
Lineage: Eukaryota; Viridiplantae; Streptophyta; Magnoliopsida; Brassicales; Brassicaceae
Source: the annotation of a GenBank genome assembly